Messenger RNA from Entelurus aequoreus (snake pipefish), 1230 nucleotides. RefSeq lists its product as uncharacterized. The transcript has 4 exons. NCBI's taxonomy places the organism in Eukaryota, Metazoa, Chordata, Actinopteri, Syngnathiformes, Syngnathidae. The record is from RefSeq and is a predicted model, not a curated record. The coding region runs from base 456 to 1061 and encodes 201 amino acids.
AGAGUGUUCUAGUACAUGUGUAUGAUUGUGCUGCGUUUCUCUCUCUAGGAUUACCUGCUAGUCCAGGAGCCAAAGGUGGACCUGGAGUUAAAGACGAGCCUGGUCCCAGAGGUCAUGCCGGCAUGUCCGGUGACCCUUGACCUUUGGGAAGCAAAGGAGAGAGAGGAGCGAUGGGCGUUCCAGGUGCUCAAGGUCUGAGUGGAACCAAAGGAGACAAGGUAGUACUGCCCCUCUGUCACUAGGUGUCCCCCAGGGUUGGGUGCUUGGUCCACUUCUCUUCAUUGUACAUGCUCCCCCUCGGUAACAUCAUCCGCCGCCAUCACCUCCAAUUCCACUGCUACACAGAUGAUGUCCAGCUACAUCUCCACAAAAUCUCUCCACCCUGACCGACUGCCUCACUGAAAUCAAAUCAUGGCUGCACUCCAACUUCCUCAAACUCAACUGACAAAUCUGACAUGCUCAUCGUGGGCCCCAAAUCCCUCACCAAAACUGCUCACAACUCUACUCUGUCCCCAUCCACUCACAUCCGCAACCUCGGAGUCAUUCUGGACAAUAAGCUCUCUUUUCAACACCGGGUCAACCACAUCACAAGAACUGCUUUCUUCCACCUCCAAAAUAUUGCCCGUCUCCGUCCAUCCUUCUCUGCCGCUGAAACCCUGAUCCAUGCCUUCAUCACCUCCACACUUGACUACUGUAACGGCAUCCUCUACGACUCAUCUUGCAAAAUUCUCAAAGUCCAAUACGUUCAAAACUCUGCCGCCCGCCUGCUCAGCCACACCCGCUCCCGUGAGCACAUCACCCCAGUCCUCCAGAAACUCCACUGGCUCCCCAGUCCUCACCGGAUCCACUUUAAAUCCUCCUCCUCACCCACAAAGCCCUCCACAAGCAGGCCCCCUGCUACCUCACCAACCUGCUUCACCUCCAUACCUUCACGCAGCCUCCGCUCCUCUGAUGCCAACCUGCUCUCCCCACCAUGCAGAACCAAGCUUCGGACCUGGGGUGACAGCUUUCUCCAUCGCUGCUCCCACCCUCUGGAACACUCUUCCCAAACCCAUCCGUGACCAGUGUUGGGUUAGUUACUGAAAACUAGUAACUUUAUUUCAAAAGUAACUCAGUUACUUACACCAAAAAGUAAUGCGUUACUGUGAAAAGUAACUAUUUAAUUAGUUCUAUUUUUCUUUCUUUUUUAAAGCUCCCAUUAAUGCCCUUUUAGCCUUCAUUUCAGUACUG